AUGAAGUUAGUUGACCACGUUGUUCGAAGUUUUAAGGUAGCGAAAGUAUUCCGAGAGAAUACAGAUAAGAUAAGUAGCAUUGACUUUUCGUCGAGUGGAGACACAUUGAUUUCCUGCAGUGAGGAUGAUCAAAUUGUGAUAUAUGAUUGUGAGAAGGGGACGCAGGUGAGAACAGUGAACAGCAAGAAAUAUGGAGUUGAUCUCAUUCAUUUUACGCAUGCUAAAAACACAGCAAUUCACAGUUCAACUAAAGUAGAUGAUACUAUACGAUAUUUAUCCCUUCAUGAUAAUAAGUAUAUUCGUUACUUCCCGGGACAUACGAAGAAAGUUGUCUCGCUGUGCAUAUCCCCUGUGGAAGAUACUUUUCUCUCAGGUUCGUUGGACAAAACAUUGCGGUUGUGGGAUCUUAGGUCACCGAACUGCCAAGGACUUAUGCAUCUGCCAGGAAGACCAGUUGCAGCAUACGAUCCUGAAGGACUCAUCUUUGCAGCUGGAAUAAACUCUGAACACAUUAAACUGUACGAUUUAAGAUCAUUCGAUAAAGGGCCAUUCAUAACUUUUAAACUAAGUCAAGAAAAGGAGUGCGACUGGACUGGACUAAAAUUUAGUCGUGAUGAAACAAUUUUGAUAUCUACAAAUGGAUCAGUUAUCCGACUGAUUGAUGCCUUCUACGGGACGCCGUUGCAGACGUUUACCGGUCAUUUAAACAACAAAGGAAUACCCAUAGAAGCGUCUUACAGUCCAGACUCGCAAUUUAUUUUCAGUGGUUCGACGGAUGGCAGAGUUCAUGUGUGGAACACAGAUACUGGGUAUAAAGUUUGUGUCCUUAAUGCAGAUCACCCCGCUCCUGUCCAGUGCGUGCAAUUCAACCCGAAGUACAUGAUGCUUGCUUCUGCGUGCACAAAUAUGGCGUUUUGGCUUCCAACAAUCGAUGAAAAUUCUUGA
This is a messenger RNA of Schistocerca piceifrons (Central American locust), 945 nucleotides long. Its product is annotated as WD repeat-containing protein 82-like. Gene Ontology annotation, cellular component: Set1C/COMPASS complex. The record is from RefSeq and is a predicted model, not a curated record. NCBI's taxonomy places the organism in Eukaryota, Metazoa, Arthropoda, Insecta, Orthoptera, Acrididae. Gene Ontology annotation, molecular function: protein binding; chromatin binding.